AUGGAGGACCGAUUAGGCUACGAUCAGCCGAGGAAGGCGGUGGAGUGGCUGCUCGCGACAGCAGCUAGCUCGAUUGCAGAGCUGCCGCCGAUCAAUUCUCCCUUUCCGGCGGCGGUCGGUGGUAGCAACAGCUUCGAGACCUCGAUUGCCAGAUCUGAGAAGGCGCUAUUGAGCGGAGGCAAGGAUGCAUCCGAUGAGAAUUCCAACAGCGAAGCGGCCAAGCUGGCGGUGGCAAGUGGGAAGCGAAGUAGCGAGGCGGAGGGAGCGGUGGUCGUAGAAGCACUGAUGAGGGAGAGAAAGAGAGCUAGAGAAGAGGAUAUGGUGGCGCCUUCUCUACGAUGA
Salvia hispanica is the source of this 342-nucleotide messenger RNA. The record is from RefSeq and is a predicted model, not a curated record. NCBI's taxonomy places the organism in Eukaryota, Viridiplantae, Streptophyta, Magnoliopsida, Lamiales, Lamiaceae.